CAAAACAAACCCCACUCGGCUACUGCUUACCCACAAUUUGGCAGAACUAACGACGUGACGUCACAUGUAGCAAGCUUCACGCAACUAAUCCGAAAUGGCGACGGCAAUAUAUUUGGAACAUUAUCUAGACAGUAUCGAAAACCUGCCAUGUGAGCUGCAGAGGAACUUUACGCUGAUGCGAGACCUGGACAACAGGACUGAAGAAAAGAAGGUCGAGAUCAACAAGUUGGCCGAGGAGUACAUAGCCAAGGUGAAAAACUUGGCGUCAGAGCAGCGAGUGGAGCAUCUGCAGAAAAUCCAAAGCGCCUACAGCAAGUGCAAAGAGUUCAGCGACGACAAAGUGCAGCUGGCCAUGCAGACCUACGAGAUGGUGGACAAACACAUCCGGCGGCUGGACGCCGACCUGGCGCGCUUCGAGAACGAGCUGAAGGAGAAACUGGAAGUGAGCGGCUACGAAAGCACAGAUGGACGAGCGUUGAAAAAAGCAGAGUCCCGCGGCCUCCGAGAGAAACGUGGCUCGCGGGGGCGAGGAAGGAAAGGUUCGGAUGAGGAUUCUCCUAAAAAGAAAAAGAUGAAAAACAGCCCAGACUUGAGCGACGCCCUGCUGCCCAUGCAGCCGUCAGACGUGCUGGACAUGCCGGUGGACCCCAACGAGCCCACCUACUGUCUUUGCCACCAGGUGUCGUACGGGGAGAUGAUCGGCUGCGACAACCCCGACUGUCCCAUCGAGUGGUUUCACUUCGCCUGCGUCGACCUCGCCACCAAGCCCAAAGGAAAAUGGUUUUGUCCGCGAUGCACUCAAGACAAGAAGAAGAAAUAAGAAGAAAUACAUUUAUGAUAUUGCGGUAGUAAAAUAGUGGGAUUAUAUCCAGAAAUCUAUAUUUUCGCUCCUGUUUGUACAAGCUUGCUUCUAACGACUCAAUGUGGAUUUUGGGAGUGUCGCUACUACGGGUGUAACGGUACAGCAAAAAUCGUGGUUUGCCAACGACCUUGGCUUAAAGGUCACGUUUCGGUUCACAUUGAUUACGGUAAGGGAACAAAAUACACCGUCUGAAAGUGCUUUUCUUUUGGGUCAGCAGGGAACAUUUUUAAUGGCUGAAAAUCAAACGUAAAAA
Molecule: messenger RNA, 1115 nt
Organism: Hippocampus comes (tiger tail seahorse)
Lineage: Eukaryota; Metazoa; Chordata; Actinopteri; Syngnathiformes; Syngnathidae
Gene: ing5a
Product: inhibitor of growth family, member 5a
Exons: 8
Coding region: 95-820 (241 amino acids)
Biological process (GO): positive regulation of apoptotic signaling pathway; regulation of DNA-templated transcription
Cellular component (GO): nucleus
Molecular function (GO): chromatin binding
Source: RefSeq, a predicted model, not a curated record